AUGGCGUUCCUACUCAGAGCGCUGGAUAGCAGCGGUGGUGACCAAGCGCCCGCAUCGCUCUGCGUGGAGCCGCAGGCCGCGUUCACAAUCAAGUCAAAGCUAGUGUCGUGCAGCGGCGGGCACUAUAGCCUGGGUGCGAAAAUAUUCAUCAACGUGUGCCACGACGACCAGAUCCCCAUGCCGGAGGUGCCUUUCAGCCCGUCGGUGGUGUAUCCGCUGAUUAUGAGCAACCAGUGGGAGAUCCCGAUUGUGACGUCCGCGGCACGCGUAGACCAGGACAAGAAGGGCGAGCAGUGCUACGUGUGCGACUGCUGCGUGAACACCACGUGCAUGCAGUGGGUGCGCAAGGACCUGCAACUGCGCGAGAUCCUGGUCGAGUGGUGCGUGGAAUCGUGCGAACUUCGGCUUCGCGCGGAAAUCUCGCGGGAGCACCUUGCGUUUCCAAAACUGCGUCUCAAGGGCGAUCGUAUCCCACCGCUCGAAGUUUUGACCGAAGAUUUGGCCGCCGACUUCCGCAAGGAAGCUCAAGAGCUAGCCGAGGUUCGUGACCCGGCUACACUGCUAGAGCUGCGCCGCGGCCUGGCCGAUGAAGAUGAGGAUUCGGGGCCCUUGAACGUACUUAACGGUACCGAUGAGAGCAGCAGCACGCCGCCGCUGCCGCCGCUUUUCCCUGCGCCUGCCGUGCGUCCGCUUAUAGAGGAGGUCGGAGACUGCGGUGCCGCGCACGCGACCGCUGCAUCGGCCUCAACUUCCCAUCCGGUCCGAAUACCGGCGCCAGGCCCUCGUAGAAGCUUAUCUUUUGAUGUUCACAUGGGCAGACCCGUGGACCGCCCACAGGCGAGACUCAAGGUCCAGGUCCAGUCCGAACUCGCCUCGCUUGACGACUAUUUCGUUGCCUAUCGGUCCAGGGACAACUCGCUCAUCAUUUCGCACAACGACACGCAGCAUUACUUUCCUAAAGAGAUAGCAAUUGCCCUGCCCCAUGCCUUGGCGUCUCAAGAACUUGAACUUUCCACCUCUUUUGACUCAGGGAGUCGUACCAUGGCUAUUUACUUAUAG
Messenger RNA from Lachancea thermotolerans CBS 6340, 1059 nucleotides. It is a transcript of the gene PIH1, whose product is annotated as Pih1p. The coding region runs from base 1 to 1059 and encodes 352 amino acids. Gene Ontology annotation, biological process: rRNA processing; box C/D snoRNP assembly. NCBI's taxonomy places the organism in Eukaryota, Fungi, Ascomycota, Saccharomycetes, Saccharomycetales, Saccharomycetaceae. The record is from RefSeq and is a predicted model, not a curated record. Gene Ontology annotation, cellular component: ribonucleoprotein complex; cytoplasm; R2TP complex. The transcript has a single exon.